Alnus glutinosa is the source of this 2953-nucleotide messenger RNA. RefSeq lists its product as uncharacterized. The record is from RefSeq and is a predicted model, not a curated record. Lineage: Eukaryota; Viridiplantae; Streptophyta; Magnoliopsida; Fagales; Betulaceae. The coding region runs from base 288 to 2723 and encodes 811 amino acids. The transcript is spliced from 6 exons.
GGCCACUGAUGGGCUACACAAGGCACAUUGAGUCGCCAACAAAGAACUUUUUAUUUAGUUAACAAUGGAUACUAUAAAAUUCAUCAUCACAGAAUAUCAAUGUCAGAUAAAGAAAAGAGAAUAAGAUGACCCAAUGAGGCUUAUGCUUUAAGCAAUACCAGUGAAGUAGAUGUUUUAAUCUAGUAUUAAUGCUCUGGCAGUCUCAGAGGGAUGAAGCUGUCCUCAAAUUUUUAUAGCCAUAUGCAUGUGAAUAUCAUCAUCGUCUUCAUGGAGUUGGCAAAGUAGGCAUGGGCAAUGAGAUGGGUAACAAUAACACAUCUGGUCUAAAAGAAGAAGAUAACACACUUGCUAUAGAUUCCAAAAACUUGUUUAACAAGGCUGCUGAUGCAGACAAUGUUAAAGGAGAAAAUCAAACAGUUCCAACAGUACCUGAAGCCAAAGAUUUUCACGAGAAAGUAACAGGGUUGGCUUCAGAUGAUCCAACAGAAGCAAAAGACCCUCAUAUUGAAAAUGAGAGACCAGGUGGUAGAGAACAAGAAGAAAAUGAAGUUCAUCCUCCCACUGAAUCUCCAAAAGCAGUAAUGGAAUCAAUUGAAGCAAGCAGUCAAAAUAAUGAAAUCAGACCAGCUCCUUGGCAAAAAGAUUCAGAAGUCCCUCCUCCUACUGAAUCUCCUAGAACAGUGAUGGAAUCAAUUGAAGCAUGCAGUGAAAAUAAUGAAACCAGAGCAGCUCCUACGCAAAAAGAUUUAGAAGUUCAUCCUCCAACUGAAUCUCCUAAAGCAGUGAUGGAAUCAAUUGAAACAUGCAGCGAAAAUAAUGAAAAGACAGUAGUUCAUGAAAAGACAGUAGAUUCAAUUUUGGAGGAGAUUCUAUUGGUAACAAGUGAUCAUAAGCUUCAGAAGCAAUCUCCCGUAAAUGAAGAGCAAGAAGAAAAUGAAGUUCAUCCUUCUGAUGAAUCUUUAAAAGCAGCAAAAUCAAUUGAAGCAAUUGGCGAACAUAAUGAAAUCAAACCAGCAUCUUCGCCAAACGAUUCAGAAGUUCAUGAGAUGCCAAUAGACUCAAAUUUGGAGGAGAAUAUAUUGGGAACAAGUCAUCAUCAGCUUGAGAAGCAGGCUCCCAUCAGUGAAGAGGAAGAGAGGACCAGAAAUUCAACUUUUAAUACUGAAUCUACACCAAAUGAUCCAGAACCUCAACAAUCUUUACAUUUAGAUUCCGAUCAACAUGCAUUGGAUGAAGUUAAUGCUAACCUAUCUGAAGAAGAUAGCAGUAAUCCACUGCAAGGAAAUGAGGAUUUUCUAGGAUCUAGUUUAGAAUGUGCUAGUGAGGAGAAUAGUCACUUCUUAGGCCCUGACAUAUCAAACAAUCUGAGUGACAAUCCUAUUGUGGAAAAGAAAAUGGGUGAAUCGUUCGGAAAAGAAGCACCAUCCCAAGAAGAAAAGAUGCCACACACACAGAAAAUUGAGAUUAUGAAUGGAGACAAUGUAGGGUUUGAUUUGAGCAGUUUGACAACAAGAACAUCAGACACUCCAAGAAGAGUUGGGGACAAAUCCAAUGAGGAGUUAUCUAUUAAGGACGAUUCAAUUAGGAGUGAUUCCUUGAAUUUACAACUUGAAAAUCGUGUGCUGGAUAAUUCAUUAAACUCCCAUCAAGAAGUUUCUGAACCCGAGGACAAAUGCAUGGUUCUUACUGAAGAAACCAAAAUAAUAGGAAGUGGUUCAGAAAUUGAAGAGGCGCCACAUGAGUACAACGCAACUCAGUUCUGUGAAGAGCCAGUGAAAGAAGCAAAGACUGAAAUUGAGGACUAUGAAAUGAGAAGCCUGGUUGAUAUUUCUAGUAAUCUCAGGAGUACUACAAAAGACUGUCAAAUUGAGGAGGUAAAGGUUGCUGAGAAUGCUUGCCAAGUCGGUGUGUGUGUUAGCAACCAAAAUAAGACUUCUGAUGGACACAACAAGGGCUCAGAACAGGAGCUUCUGGUGGUUUCUGAGCGUGAAACGGUUCCUAUUCAAGCAGAGUUGAUUGUAACAGAUUGCAGAUGUGAAGAGGGGCAACCGGAGGAGAAGAAAAUUGUGGAAGAAGUAGAGGACAAAGCAGAAGCUUCAUAUGCCACAGUGAAUGAUACAGAAGGAAGUAAAACCACAAAACAAUGUCUGGCUCAACCACUUCUGAUUGAGCAGGCAGAAGCUUUUCUCUCACAGAUUUCGGCUUCUAUGAUCAGAAUUCAAGAAGUACACGAAAGUUUGGAAAGGAAUAGCACUGAAUCAAAUCCUGAUAACAUGAACACCCAUGCAUAUGUCCAGAUGCGAAAGUCCCGUAGUUUUGAUUUUGAUCUCCGAGUUGAAGCAAGAGGAAAAGAGUCAGAUCAAACCCCACUACUCUUUCAGGAUAAGGCUGCAAUGGAGAGGUCAUCAAGCCAGGCUGAUGUUUUGCAUGUUGGAUACAACCAAGACGUCUUACAGUAUCAGUUAAGGGCCAUGGAAGAGAAGGUCAUCACAUUGGAAAGAAGUGAUUCUGAGAAGUCAAGAACUCCAUUCUUAGGCCUCUUGAAAGAAGAAGAAGAAGAAGAUCAAAUUGUGGUCACACCACGGAAACAAGAAGCAACCAGAGAAUUGUGUAACUUGUCUACUAAGGAAGCCGCAUCAACUCCACCUAAAGGUAAAGAGAAGCGUAAGCCCAGGUCUUCCUUCUUUGGCAACUGCAUGUGUUGUGCGGCAGUGAUUAAUUAAGUUCCUAAAAGAAAUUAAUCAAUUCCAGUUUCUUUUUUGAUUUGUUGUGGUUGGUUUUCUUUCUGACUAUUUUUUUAUUUUUAUUUUUCUGAAAAAUGGAGUUUUGAUCCGGAGACGCUGUUGGUUUGUUUGUAUAUUGAGAUAGACCAGCAAAGAGGGUCCAUUGUUUAAUUUGUUUGUAUUCUUUUUCCCCCUGCCCUCAUCUAUGGACUUACUAUAUUGUGAGGUAA